UGUCGUGCUAUAAAAUAACAGAGCGGGGUACUCUAACAUGAUCAAAAACGUUUACAUUGGCAUUUGCUUCUCUGCAGGAACAUUCCGAGGAGUUUGCAAAGACAUCGAUCACUUUGCAGAAGAUGCGGACUACGAGCAGGAUGCCGCAGAAUAUUUGCUGCGGGCGGUGCGAGCAUCCAGCCUCUUCCCCAUCCUCAGUGUGGGAUUGCUAUUCCUUGGAGGUGUGUGCGUGGCAGCCAGCGAGUUCUACAAGUCACGCUACAACGUCAUCCUGACGGCAGGCAUUCUCUUCGUAUCUGCAGGUUUGAGCAACAUCAUUGGCAUCAUUGUGUACAUAUCGGCCAACUCCGGAGACCCCAGCCAGAGCGACAACAAGAAGAGCUAUUCGUAUGGCUGGUCCUUCUACUUCGGGGCGCUGUCUUUCGUCCUGGCCGAGAUGGUGGGCGUGCUGGCGGUUCACGUGUUCAUCGAGAAGCACCGGCAGCUCCGUACCAACGGCCGGCCCUCUUUGCUCAAACCGCCCGUCUCGCGCGGCUCGUCCAACUACCGCAACCGCUACUACAACAACUGUCCCCGCAGGCACAGCAGCAGGAGCAACCACAGCGGCACCGCCGACUCGGCCCCCGACUCCCUGCGAGCGUCCCUGGUGCGAGAGGCGUCGCUCUCAUCAGGCGCCAAGGUGGCCGCCUUACCGGGGUUGCCCGCUCCGGUCGUGUCGGAGUUAAUGCUCUACGCCCUGAAGGACGCGGACGUGAUGUUGGACAGUCUACGGGCCGCGCCUCAGGACGCAGACGACUUGCUGGCUGGAAACUGUGCAGCCAAUCGGAGAACCACUCCGGUCUGAUAAGAAACUUGACAGGACAAUGUCAUCUUAAUCCAAUUCAUGAUUAAGAUUGAUUCCUGACAAUGUGUCUGCAUUCGUGUAGCAAAAGAGUAAGAGUUCAGCAAAAACAAAACCUCUUCUUACUGCCCUCCUCUAACCAUAUACAGUAAUGCGUGGCUUUAAAAAUGAAUUUGGGUCACAUCAUUUUGCGUCGUACUCCUUUCACAAAUGGUUAAAGUUACCAUUUCAGAGAACCUUUUUCAUUUCGGUACCCCUCACCACAUUGCCUCUGGACAUUCAAUGCUUGGGGAGUGUGUAGAGGCUGAGACGAGAGCGCGUGUUUUCCUGUAAACGUGAGAGAGGGGAGGGGGGGCUUCUCAGAAAGAAUGUGAUAAGGGAAGCUGGAGCUCUGCCAGCCGGUGUGAAAGCACUUGAAAUUCCAGAGUAAAAAUAGGAUUAGCAUUGUAAGGCUUGAUACGUGUGUGUGUGUGUGUGUGUGUGC
This is a messenger RNA of Hippocampus comes (tiger tail seahorse), 1325 nucleotides long. Its product is annotated as voltage-dependent calcium channel gamma-3 subunit-like. Gene Ontology annotation, molecular function: channel regulator activity; voltage-gated calcium channel activity. Bases 38 to 844 code for a protein of 268 amino acids. The transcript is spliced from 3 exons. Gene Ontology annotation, biological process: postsynaptic neurotransmitter receptor diffusion trapping; calcium ion transport; transmission of nerve impulse. Gene Ontology annotation, cellular component: AMPA glutamate receptor complex; postsynaptic density membrane. The record is from RefSeq and is a predicted model, not a curated record. Lineage: Eukaryota; Metazoa; Chordata; Actinopteri; Syngnathiformes; Syngnathidae.